Molecule: messenger RNA, 951 nt
Organism: Otolemur garnettii (small-eared galago)
Lineage: Eukaryota; Metazoa; Chordata; Mammalia; Primates; Galagidae
Product: short-chain dehydrogenase/reductase family 16C member 6-like
Exons: 6
Coding region: 1-951 (316 amino acids)
Cellular component (GO): lipid droplet
Molecular function (GO): oxidoreductase activity, acting on the CH-OH group of donors, NAD or NADP as acceptor
Source: RefSeq, a predicted model, not a curated record
AUGGAUACCAUUGUGGACACCUCUGUAUUUCUGGGAAAAUUUCUAUAUUUCUUUUUAGAGGCUUUUGCUUACAAGAUAAUCCCCAAGAGAAAAAAGAGUGUUGCUGGAGAGAUAGUGCUUAUAACAGGAGCGGGAAGUGGACUAGGGCGGAAAUUGGCCAUGCAUUUUGCCAGGCUUGGAGCCAUUUUAGUUCUGUGGGACAUUGAUGAAGAAGGCAACAUGGAAACGUGUAGACUGGCCAAGGAAAAGAGCGCCGUGAAAGCUUUCGCCUAUACUUGUGACUGUAGCAAAAGACGAGACAUCUACAGAGUCGCUGAUCAGGUCAGAAAAGAAGUUGGCGAUGUGACCAUUCUCAUUAACAACGCCGGUGUGGUAACAGGACAGACCUUUCUGGACACUCCGGAUCACAUGAUAGAGAGAUCAUUCCUCGUCAAUGCCAUAUCUCAUUUCUGGACAUAUAAGGCCUUCCUUCCUGCCAUGAUUAAGGCUAACCAUGGUCACCUGGUCUGCAUUGCAAGUGUAGCAGGACUAGUUGGUUUUAAUAGACUAUCAGAUUAUUCUGCAAGUAAAUUUGCAGCCUUUGGCUUUGCUGAAUCUCUCUUUUUUGAAUUAUGUGUGUUAAAGAAAACUGAAAUUAAAACUACCAUUAUUUGCCCAUCUUUAAUCAACACUGGAAUGUUUGAGGGCUGCAAAACCAAGCGUCCUUUUCUAUUACCAUUACUGGAGCAGGAGUAUGUGGCAAAAAGAAUUUUAAAUGCUAUUUUAGAAGAACAAGUUUAUGUACUGAUCCCCAAAUUUUUAUAUUACGCUUUGAUCCUUAAACAAAUAAUAUCUCCAAAAAUGUCAAUUGCCCUUACUGAGUACCUUGGAGUGGACACUUGCAUGGCUUCUUUUGAAGGGAGAAAGAAAGAAAAAGAACUUCAGACUGAAAGAGAAAACACCAAUAACUGA